AUGGCUUUUACACAACUUUGCGGAGUUCAGGGUGCCGAAGUACCAUCUUCAAUUAAAACCUUUCUCACAAAAGCUCAACAUGAUAUCACUUUAACUGCAGCUGAUACCAGAAUAUUUAUAAAAAACAUAAAAACAUGUGUUACGAUAGAUCAAUUUAAAAACGCUUUAGAGGAAUAUGGCGCUGUACAAGUUUAUUUUUAUGAACCCGGAUUUAAUAACGAUGGAUGGGCUUGGGUUGGAUUUGAAAGUAAAGAAGCAGCAGAAAGAGUAGUUGAAGAAUCGGAAAAAGCUAAAGAACUAGAAGAAGAAAAUAAAAAAAAUAAUGAGAAUAAUGAAAAUGAUGAAAACAAUGAAAAUAAUGAAGACAAUUCAAACGCACCACCAAAUGAAGACAAUGAGCAAGACUCAAAUAGCUUUUAUGCUGAGCAUGAAGAAGAAAACGUACAAAACGAAGACGAAGAUGAAGACGAGGAUGAAGAUGAUGAUUAUUAA
Plasmodium malariae is the source of this 492-nucleotide messenger RNA. RefSeq names its product RNA-binding protein, putative. The transcript has a single exon. Gene Ontology annotation, molecular function: RNA binding. The record is from RefSeq and is a predicted model, not a curated record. Bases 1 to 492 code for a protein of 163 amino acids. NCBI's taxonomy places the organism in Eukaryota, Apicomplexa, Aconoidasida, Haemosporida, Plasmodiidae.